GGUCUUCCUCGUUACAGAUGAAAGAUGGCGGCUGUGAGUAAGUACCUGACAGGCAGGAGCUGCUCCAUCACAGGUGCUUUAGCCUUAAUCUCUUUCUGUCUGCUCAAACACAGGCGACGAGCUUCACAGUUCAAUAACAGGUCUAACAGGAAUUCAGACUCAUCUCAGGAUGGCAGGAAGGACAAAGCCACUGUGGAUCAACUCUUCGUCUCUCGCAUCUACAAGAUCCUGAAGGUUUUGAUUCCGCAGCUGUUCUGUAAAGAGUCGGGGUAUCUGGUGCUCAUCGCUGCCAUGCUUCUGGCUCGAACGUACUGCGAUGUCUGGAUGAUCCACAACGGCACCAUGAUCGAGAGUGCAAUCAUUGGACGAUCAACAAAAGCAUUCAGAACCUAUUUAUUUAACUUCAUGGCUGCUAUGCCACUUAUCUCAUUAGUGAAUAAUUUUCUGAAACUGGGACUGAACAAGCUGAAGCUGUGCUUCCGUGUCAGGCUCACAGAUCACCUGUACACACACUACCUCAGAGGCUUCACCUACUACAAAAUGGGGAAUGUGGAUAAUCGCAUCAUGAAUCCGGACCAGCUGCUGACACAGGAUGUGGAACGGUUCUGUAACAGCGUGGUGGACCUGUACUCCAACAUCAGCAAGCCUCUACUUGACAUCGUCAUUUACCUCCUCAAACUGACCACAGCAUCCGGAGGCGAGGGCCCAGUUGCUUUGUUGAGUUAUCUGGUGUUCUCUGGUCUGUUGUUGACGUGGUUGCGGCGGCCGAUCGGGAAAAUGACUGCAACUGAACAGAAACAUGAAGGAGAAUUCAGAUACACAAACUCCCGGCUAAUUACUAACAGUGAGGAAAUAGCCUUCUACAAUGGUGGCCAAAGAGAAAAGAUCAACAUCCAUCAAACUUUCCACAAACUGGUGGAACAUCUGAAGCGUUUUAUCUGGUUCCGCUUCUCCGUUGGAGUUGUAGACAGCAUCGUGGCUAAGUACAUCGCCUUCAUGGUCGGAUACCUGGUGGUCAGUCGGCCAUUUUUAGACCCGACAAACACGCGCCAUGACCACAGCACACACGCCCAGAGACUGGAGGAGUAUUAUCAGAGUGGCAGGAUGUUAAUCAGUAUGGCUCAGGCUUUGGGGAGAAUCGUUCUGGCGGGGAGAGAGAUGAGCCGACUGUCAGGCUUCACAUUGAGGAUCAGUGAGAUUCAGGACGUGUUGAAGGAUUUAAACAGUGGCAGAUAUGAGCGCAGCUCCGUCGUCUCAGCAGGAGGAAAAGCUCCAGAGGAAGUGGAGAACUCGGCUCUGCUCCCCGGCACGGGAGACAUUAUUAUAGCUGAUAACAUCAUCAGGUUUGAACACGUGCCCCUGUUAACACCUACCGGAGACGUCCUGAUCCGGGAUUUAUCCUUCGAGGUGCUGUCAGGGGCGAAUGUGUUGGUGUGUGGUCCAAACGGCUGUGGGAAGAGUUCACUGUUCAGAGUUCUGGGAGAGUUGUGGCCUCUGUUUGGAGGGCGUCUCACCAAACCACACAGAGGGAAACUCUUCUACAUCCCACAGAGACCGUACAUGACUCUAGGUACACUCAGGGAUCAGGUGAUUUAUCCCGACACACACAAGGAGCAAAUCCGGAAAGGAAUCUUGGAUCAGGUGUUGAAGGAUUACCUGGAUAAGGUGCAGCUGUCUCACAUCCUGGAGAGAGAGAGAGAGAGUGGGUGGGAGAGCGAGCAGGACUGGAUGGAUGUUCUGAGUGGAGGAGAGAAACAGAGGAUGGCGAUGGCUCGUCUGUUCUACCACAAGCCUCAGUUCGCCAUUUUAGACGAGUGUACGAGCGCCGUGAGUGUGGACGUGGAGGAUUACAUCUACAGCCACUGCAGGAAGGUUGGAAUCACACUGUUCACUGUCUCACACAGGAAGUCACUGUGGAAACACCACGAGUUUUACCUUCACAUGGAUGGUAGAGGAGGUUAUGAGUUCAAGCGCAUCACUGAGGACACAGUGCAGUUCGGCUCCUGAGUGUGUGUAUGAGAGUGUGUGUAUGUGUAUGUGUGUGUGUGUGAGUGUGUAUGUGUGUGUGUUUUUUUUAAUGGAGUCAUUUUUGUUGUUAAACUGCAGUAAUGUUUGUUACAAACUCUGACUUCAUGUGUAUAAAAUAUAUUUAAUUUAAUGUUUAUUCAUCAA
Molecule: messenger RNA, 2172 nt
Organism: Ictalurus punctatus (channel catfish)
Lineage: Eukaryota; Metazoa; Chordata; Actinopteri; Siluriformes; Ictaluridae
Product: ATP-binding cassette sub-family D member 3
Exons: 23
Coding region: 25-2007 (660 amino acids)
Biological process (GO): fatty acid beta-oxidation; peroxisome organization; very long-chain fatty acid catabolic process
Cellular component (GO): peroxisomal membrane
Molecular function (GO): ATP hydrolysis activity; ATP binding; long-chain fatty acid transmembrane transporter activity
Source: RefSeq, a predicted model, not a curated record